Molecule: messenger RNA, 2613 nt
Organism: Sipha flava (yellow sugarcane aphid)
Lineage: Eukaryota; Metazoa; Arthropoda; Insecta; Hemiptera; Aphididae
Gene: Ptpmeg2
Product: tyrosine-protein phosphatase non-receptor type 9
Exons: 11
Coding region: 267-2168 (633 amino acids)
Biological process (GO): protein dephosphorylation
Molecular function (GO): protein tyrosine phosphatase activity
Source: RefSeq, a predicted model, not a curated record
UACAAAACAUUAAACAAACAUAAAAAAGCAACAGUAAUAGUUCUUUGAUUUUUUCGUUGUCGUUUACCACAAAACUGUAAUAAUAGUACCUAUCAUUAGAAACAAAACUACUAGUACAUUAUAACAUAAUGUGCCAAUCAUUCCGUUGUCACCGUCUUAGUAGCACGUGAUAACACCGAAGCCGAAAUAUUUCGGCACGUCAAUGCGUAUGAACCGCUCGGGCGGCCGAAUUGAGUCUUGUCGUUGUUGAUAAUACUCCGUUUAAAAUGGAAACUGGAGAUCUUACAUUGGAACAGGAACAGGCCGUUGAUGUAUUCAUGAAUGAAAUAAAUUCUAAGCGGAAAUCACAGAAAAAAUCAUUAAUAACUCGUUCAUCUGCUAUUAAGUUUCUGUGGGCGAGAAAAUUUAAUAUUGAUAAUGCUAAAAAACUAUACGAGCAGCAUGAAGAAACAAGACAACGUGAGGGUCUGUUCGGAUUCAAUUGUGCUGUUGAACCAUUGAGAAGUGAAAUACAAACGCAAAAAUUUACAAUUUUGCCAACUCGAGAUUCAACAGGUGCUGCUAUAGCUGUUUUUACAGCACGUUAUCACAUACCGCAAUUAUCUUCUCGCCAAACUACAUUACAAGGCAUAGUUUAUCAACUAGAUAUAGCUCUUGAAAAUGUAAAGACUCAAAGAUGUGGGCUGGUGUUCAUUUACGACAUGUCUGAUUCAAAAUAUUCAAAUUUUGAUUAUGAAUUAAGUCAAAAAAUACUUACAUUACUUAAAGGUGGUUAUCCUGCUAAACUAAAGAAAGUUUUAAUUGUAACAGCGCCAUUAUGGUUCAAAGCUCCAUUUAAAAUACUUAGGUUAUUUGUACAGGAAAAGUUAAGAGAUCGAGUGUUCACAAUCAGCUUACCUCAGUUGAUUCAACAUAUACCUAAGGAAUCCUUGCCAAUACAUUUAGGUGGUACUGUCAACGUUGAACACAGUAAAUGGUUAGCUUACUGUUUGAACUACAUGACGAACAGUGAUAAAUAUGGAAGUUCGGCUAUGUCCGACCACAUAUGUAAUUCAAACAAUACAAAAAAAGAUAUUGGAGCAGAUACCAAAGUGAUCAAUUUAUUAAAAGAAAAUAAUGUUAUCGAAGAAAGUGCAAUAGUUCAAGAUAACUUAUUGUCAGGGUGGACAUGCAAUACUACAAAUUCAAAAGAUGACGACAGUUUGCGUUGUGAUUCUAGUCAAAGUUUAACUAUUAGUCAAUUUGUUGAAUACGUUGUGAAAAAAAAGAGAGCUGGCCUUAUCAAGGAAUAUGAAGAAAUUAAAACGCGUUCACCUGAUGGUACAUUUAAUUCUGCCAGAGUUCGGCCAAAUUUAUUGAAAAACCGUUAUACAGAUGUGCUCUGCUACGAUCAUACUAGAGUGUUAUUAUCACAAUCUGAAAAAGAUCCCAUGUCUGAUUAUAUACAUGCUAAUUUUGUUGAUGGCUAUAAACAAAAAAAUGCAUUCAUUUCAACUCAGGGUCCACUACCUCAUACAUGUGCUGAUUUUUGGCGUAUGGUUUGGGAACAACAAGUAUUAGUAAUUGUUAUGACAACAAAAGUAUUUGAAUGUGGAAAAAUUAAGUGUGAACAAUAUUGGCCGCCUGAGGAAUUAUCUGAAGAUCAAAUAUAUCAAAAUUUCAAGGUGUCUACUAAAUCUCUUAGUCAAUUUGAUAAUUUUGCUGUUACUAGAUUGGAAUUAACAAACACUGAUACAAAUGAGAUAAGGCAAGUUUCUCAUUUUCGUUUUAACUCUUGGCCAGAUUUUGGUGUUCCACAAAAUGCUGUUGCUAUGUUAGAUUUUCUUGAAAAAGUCCGAAAAUGUCAGUCAUCCAUGUUACAAGACCUUGGAGAUAAAUGGGCAGGACAUCAGCGAGGACCACCAAUUGUUGUUCAUUGUUCAGCAGGCAUUGGUCGAACUGGAACAUUUUGUACAUUAGAUAUAUGUAUUAAUCGGUUGGAAGAAACAAGUACUGUAGAUAUUAAAGGCACAGUGGAAAGAAUUAGGUCUCAACGAGCUUAUUCUAUCCAAACUCCUGAGCAGUAUGUGUUCUGUCACUUAGCUCUAAUAGAAUAUGCAUUAGCCAAUGGUUUUCUUAGUUCUCUUCCUGAUCUUAGUGACUUAAAACCACAAGAAGACUCGGAUUAAUGAACUAUUAUAUAGUUAUUAAUUGUUCAACGCAUUUAUUAAAAAUAUAAUGUAAUUAUGUAUACUAUUAUAUACAUACUAUAUGCGUAGAUAAUCAGAAACGAGAUAAGCCCAGUUAUGGUCUAUUUGUAAUCGUUUUCUGACAUUACUUUUGUAAUAUUUUUUUCAUAAUUUUACUAUUAUAUGUUAAAUGAUUACUUAAAUCAGAAAAAGAUAACAGAUCUAAUUAAUUUUUAUUGAUCUAAUGUUUCAUAUUUUUUAAUCAAAAUAUGAUUUGUCCAUUUAUACUUGGUAUAGAUCUGAUUUUGACCUUCCCCUAACAUCUUAUAUAAUGUAUUACAUACUUAAAUAUUAUGUUAAAUAAAAGUAUGUAUCUUGUCUUUUGCUUCAAUCAUAAAACUAAUUUCGUUAUCAAAGAAUUUAAUACACUUUAUUUUUGCAUAUA